Anthostomella pinea is the source of this 696-nucleotide messenger RNA. Lineage: Eukaryota; Fungi; Ascomycota; Sordariomycetes; Xylariales; Xylariaceae. The record is from the annotation of a GenBank genome assembly.
CUGACGGCAUCCACAUCUUCACCGCAAGCCACGGUGACAGUCGUUGGCGGCGGGAGUGCUGCUAGUGCCGGCGACAGCUCCAGCAUUACGCUGGCUGGCUUCUUCAUCUGGAAGUAUCGGCAAAAUCGAGCGAAAGUUCAGGAUUCCGAUACCUCUCAGGCGGCAAUUCCUCCUCCUCCCCCGGGGCAAUAUCCAGUUUAUCAAUACCCAUACAUGCCUAGACCCGGCCAGCCGCCACCAGGCCAAGUUCCCCGAGGACACCAGCAACAUCAUCAUCCAGGCCCUGGCUACACCUCUUACUUGGAUCCGAAGACGGGUAACGUGUCGUACUACUCGCCAGUUCCGCAGCCAACGGAGCUUGGCGGUACUGCUGUCGAUACAUCCUAUUCAGCGAACGACCUAGCAAUGGGCCAACAUGAUCUGGCCUCUGGGGGAUACAAUAACCACAUGUCUCUUAGCGAUGGCCACACCAGCAUUCGGCCGAGCAUAAUUCCUGCUGAGAUGCCGGUGAGCGUCGGGGUGGCUAGGUCUGUCGGCAGCAACCAAAAUCCACAACCACAGCAGGAGAUGGAGAACUUGAUGGAGGAGCAGGCAAAGGUAGAGGCGAGGCGGACCCGAAUAAUGGAGAUGGCUGAGCUGGACGAAGAGGAGAAGCGGAUAAGGGUGCGGAUGCAGCAGCUUCAGGAGUCGCAAUGA